CCAGAAUCACUCGCUUCAACACUCGAUAGAAUUACAAAGCCCGAAACCUUCUCAUUCCUCCUCCUCUUCUUCUUCCUUCUUCUUCGGUUCGCCUGGAAACCGCGACGGCGAUGACCGCGAACAUGGCUCUGCUCUCGCCGGCGACCGCCGGGACCGCCGCGGUCGCGGCGGCGGCGGCGGCGGCCAUCAAUCGCCCCGGCACGCAGGUCGUUUCCUCCUCCUUGUCUCCUCCCUCGGACUCGAUCAAAUCGGCCCGCGCCUCCCUCCUCCUCUCGCCCCUCCCGAGGACGGCGGCGGCGGUGGCGAGCAUCGCCGCAAACACCUCGCGGACGAGGAAGUGGAAGGUCUCGUGUGAGGUCGCGCUGAAAUCGGACGCGAAGCCGUCCUCCUCCUCCUCCUCCUCCUCCUCCUCCUCGGCGGAGACCGGUUCUCCGUCGGUUUCGGGUGAAGGCGACGGUCCGGACGGUGGUUCGGCAAGGAUUGGAGCGAGAGUUAGGGUAAAAGUGCCGCUGAAGGUGUACCACGUGCCGCGCGUGCCGGAGGUGGACUUGACCGGGAUGGAAGGCGAGCUGAAGCAGUACGUCGCGGACUUUAAAGUGCAACGUGGAUGGUUGUUUGUUCUACUGUUUUUCUCGAUUGUUAGGGCCGUCGAACUCGACACUACGAUUGUUCUUAUCACGGGAGUGCUGUUUCGGCCCCUCCUGAGGAGCAUUUUGCUUGUUCCUUGAUGAUUGAAUUUGGGCACACUGUUCAUACGUUCUGCAUUCUUACAUACUUGGGAUGUGACCUUAACAAUGAAAGUGAUAUUGAGUGACUAGAUUUGGUGCUUUGUGGUGAUAUUAAAGUUAUCCAUAAUGGGCAGAGAAUAUGAAUUUGCUUCUUUGGCACAAGAAUGUUUUAUUGGUGUCAAGGAAAGUUUGUCAGAAUAAAUACUGUAAGUCCUGUUGAUAUUGGACCUGUCACUUCACUCCUGAAUAUUUCUACUGCACUUCAUAUAAUUUAAGAAUCCACACUCCGCAUCGACCGCAAUUGGCUUGGAGAAAUGCAGAACUUCUUCAAUGUGAGCUGAAUCUUGUUACAAGGUUUAGUCCUUUACAGUACUUGUAUAAGCAUUUGAGUGGAAACUUGUCGUUGAUGAAUGACUGAAAGGAACUAUAAGCAAUGAUUACAAAUAUAAUCCUUCCUUUGUUCUCUUUA
Syzygium oleosum is the source of this 1197-nucleotide messenger RNA. Its product is annotated as ferredoxin-thioredoxin reductase subunit A1, chloroplastic-like. The transcript is spliced from 2 exons. The record is from RefSeq and is a predicted model, not a curated record. Lineage: Eukaryota; Viridiplantae; Streptophyta; Magnoliopsida; Myrtales; Myrtaceae. Bases 111 to 728 code for a protein of 205 amino acids. Gene Ontology annotation, biological process: photosynthesis.